AUGACGGACGCUCUUCCCCACGGCAUCGUCUUCAACACCCACAGCAUCCGCUCGGAGCUCAACCACGAUGCACACGUCGAGGUUGAGGAUGUGGCGAGGUUGUGGCGAGUCUACACGACAAACAAGACCACCCUGGAGAAAGAUGCAGGCCGACGGCUAGAGAAUCUCUUCUGGAGGAUAUGGAGUAACGGCCGUAUCAGCUGCACGAUCCGUGGCUACACCUUGGCCUCGCUCUUCAUCCAGAUCUCGGAGGGAGCGUAUACCACCGAGGAGUGGCUGAGAAAGGAGAGAGAGAUCGCCGGCCUUAAAGCUAGGGCUAUCCCGCACGGGUUCCACGUCGACAACUCCAUGCCCAAGUCACCAUCUUUUCAGGGGCCAAGCAGAAGCAACAGCUCCAGGCUCACCCCUUCAGGCAGCAGCGUGAGAACUCAGCUUCCGCCAUCAAUCUUGAAGAAACCACGGCCAACCUCGGACGAGCAGCUGAUCGGCUCGCCUUCCAAGGGCGCAGUCACUGCGUCUUAUUCUGGAGACAGCCUGUACCAGCCUUCGGAUCAAUCUCGAUCUGGUUCCAUCAGGAGAAAGAAGACCACCUUUGCAAGUAACCUCACCCACUCACAAGAGAUGGAGCCAGGUUCUCUCCCCAGGAAGAUCGCUCGACCCUUUCCCGUGAGGACUCUCGAGAGUUCGGCUGAGCUUCGUCCUCAGUCGCCUCCACUGAAGUUUAGGGGACCAUUCGACGAAAGUCCUGCAGAAUCCCCUACUGCAAGGCCACCCAACCCUACACCCUCCAGUGUAUCGAAAAGGCCACAGUUUAGAUCCCCCUUUAAACAACCACAGGGCCAGCCCCAGCAGACAAAUUCAUACACAACCGAAGAAGGGAGCCUCACCGCAAACAUACGAAUGUCUGCGAAUAUCACGCCUGCCGAUAAAAGGCUUCUGGAGGAGUAUCUCUCAAACUCGGCGGUAACUAUAGACCGCAACCCACAUCAGGAGCAGCCUUCCUCCGCGUCUCUGGUUGAAAAGGACUUCCGCACCCGCUUCGUCAAGAAACAGGUCAAAGAGAAAGAACCUUACCAGCACGUAUCAUCCCUUACCAACUUGAUUGAUGGUGUACAGCCUGAGCCAAAGCACCAUUGUCAGCCUUCCUCGUCUUCGCCACAGAAGAAAUCCAAGUCAAAGUCGAAAUCAAAACACUCGCCCACCCCUUCUUCCUCCUCAAACACCGCCGCUGGCAAUAAUACUAAUAGUAAUAACAAACCACCAUCUAAUGCAGCGGCAACGGCGACGGCGCCAGAUGUACCACCACCUCUCGUUUCUCGAUCGUCGACUUCAAAAUCCCCUUCCACCCAAACCAGGCCGGUCAAAUAA
Molecule: messenger RNA, 1368 nt
Organism: Arthroderma uncinatum
Lineage: Eukaryota; Fungi; Ascomycota; Eurotiomycetes; Onygenales; Arthrodermataceae
Exons: 4
Coding region: 1-1368 (455 amino acids)
Source: RefSeq, a predicted model, not a curated record